AUGAGCGUCGAAGAGCAAUGGCGGCGAGCCGGGGAUCGUCUUCGAGAUGGGUUUUCACCCGGGAUCAGCUCGAAAGCACGCCGUCUCGCCGAUGCGGAGUGGAACCGGAUCGGGAACUGUCCUACCGUCAGCAAGCGGCGAAUCUGAUCCAAGAUAUGGGACAGCGGCUCAAUGUCUCUCAACUAACUAUAAAUACGGCAAUUGUUUACAUGCAUAGAUUUUAUAUGCACCACUCGUUUACCAAAUUUCACAGGAAUACAAUAUCUCCAACCACGCUAUUUUUGGCCGCCAAAGUGGAAGAGCAACCACGGAAACUGGAAUAUGUGAUUAAAGUUGCGCACGCCUGCCUAAACCCGCAGGAAUCGCCUCUUGACACUAAGAGUAAUGCAUACCUCCAGCAAGCUCAAGAGCUGGUGAUACUUGAAUCCAUAGUGCUGCAGACGCUCGGCUUUGAAAUUACUAUUGAUCACCCACACACUGAUGUGGUGAAAUGUUCCCAGCUAGUGCGAGCAAGCAAGGAUCUGGCACAGACUUCCUAUUUCAUGGCUACCAACAGGUUGUUAUCCUGCCCCUCCUUUGUUGCACUUUGACUGCACACCAUUGCUUCCUGUAAUGCAGGGUACCCUUUCAGUGUCCAACGGGCCCUACUUGCACUGGUGGUUGUUGGGACGCUCGCCCACUGCCCCGUGGCUCCCCUCCCGCCAUCAAAGGGAGCAGGACAGGGGCUUGUGGCUUGCGGCGUUACCGGCCCCAGUCGCAGUGCGGUGUAUUGUACAAGGGACCCAUGUGUUGGCACCGAUGGGUUGAAUGCAAGAUGCGAAGUGUAGUGGUGCGCUUGAAAAGCCACAUGUUUGUUCGGUUGCGAAAAAGUGCAGAAUUCUAAAAGACACUUUGGUAGCCUGAAUAGCCGCUAAAGAUUUCACAGAUGUAAACAUUUCUCAUAGAGGUCCUUCUGUCUCCACCUCACUACAUUCUGCCUACAGUACAAGCCCACAGUGAUUGCCUGUGUGUGUAUUCACCUGGCAUGCAAGUGGUCCAACUGGGAGAUACCAGUGUCUACUGAUGGGAAACAUUGGUGGGUGUAUGUGGACAGCU
Molecule: messenger RNA, 1095 nt
Organism: Syngnathoides biaculeatus (alligator pipefish)
Lineage: Eukaryota; Metazoa; Chordata; Actinopteri; Syngnathiformes; Syngnathidae
Product: cyclin-T2-like
Exons: 7
Coding region: 18-590 (190 amino acids)
Biological process (GO): regulation of transcription by RNA polymerase II; positive regulation of DNA-templated transcription, elongation
Cellular component (GO): nucleus; cyclin/CDK positive transcription elongation factor complex
Molecular function (GO): cyclin-dependent protein serine/threonine kinase activator activity
Source: RefSeq, a predicted model, not a curated record